Molecule: messenger RNA, 3761 nt
Organism: Zonotrichia leucophrys gambelii
Lineage: Eukaryota; Metazoa; Chordata; Aves; Passeriformes; Passerellidae
Gene: FANCE
Product: FA complementation group E
Exons: 12
Coding region: 76-1650 (524 amino acids)
Biological process (GO): interstrand cross-link repair
Cellular component (GO): Fanconi anaemia nuclear complex
Source: RefSeq, a predicted model, not a curated record
GCGGGCGGAGCGCGGCGGGAACGGGGGAGCGGCGGCGGGGACGGCUCUGAGCGCUGUGCAGCCCCGGCCGCAGCGAUGGAGCCGCGGUGCCCGCCCUGGCUGCAGCUCUGUCCCCGGCCGUGCCGCCUCCUGCUGCUCUCGCUGUGCUCCGGCCCCGGAGGGGCCAUGGCCGCGCUGCGGGCGCUGCAGCGGGGCGGGCCCCGGCACGGAGCGGGGCUGCCGUUCCCCUGGCCGGCUCUCACCGCGGCCCUGUGCGCCGAGGAGCCCUCGCUGGAGGGGCCAGAGGAUGCCCUGGCCGUCAAGCCACGGCUGCUGCUGCUGCCCGUUCUGUGCCAGAGAAACCUCUUCUCCCUGCUCCUGGUGGUGCAGGAUGCAGUGCCACGGGACUGCCUUCACCAGCUGCUCCAGGCCUUGGAGAAGGAUUCCCGUGUGGAUCCCUGGGUGCAGGCACUGGGGGAUCUGCUCCAGCAGGGACCAAGUGCACAGGAGAGCUCCCCACAUCCCACUGUCCUGUCUGCUGGGUGCCAGCAGCAGCUCAAGGGCCUGUGCCAGAAAAUUGCCCAGAAGAAACCAGAGAGACAAGGAAAAUUGAGCUGGUGCUUCAGCAAGCAGGCUGGUGCCCCUGACUCUGUGCCUCAAGGUGGGGAGCGUAAGGAAGUGUCAGAGGAGAGCCUGGAGGUGGACAGUGAGAGAGGGGGGAAGAGGUUGCUGGAGGAGGUGGCAUUUGAGCCCCAGGAAUGUGGAGAUGUGGCAGAGAUGGAAGAGGAGGUGCCUGAGGAGCCUUCAGGGGAUGCAUCUGCUCAGGGCACAGAGAAAGCUGCUCAGGACAGCUCCCAGCAGGAUGCAGCUGGGGAGCCCAGGAGGAUUUCCCAGACAGAGCUGGCAGCAGAGGUCCAGUCCUUUGUCCAGGUGCACGGACAGGGGCUGAAGAUGCUGCUGCUGCAGGAGUCCAGUCACUCUGAGCUGCACCCCCCUUCCAAGCUGAGCAUCCUGAACACCUGCACCCCCAGCCAGCUCGAGGGGCUGUGCUCCUUCCUGCAGCUCUCCACGUGCCCCGAGCCCUCCCUGGUGCGUUUCUGCAGCUGGCUGCUGCCUCUGAGCCCUGCCCUCAGCCACACCAGCGCAGCCAUCCUGGCCCAGCAGCUCUUCCUCAGGCGGGUCCUGGCCCUCACCCAGCCGCCUUCCCGACACCUCAUGGCUGCCCUGAUGUCGUUUUGCUCCAAGUAUUCCCAUGCCCUGUGCCGUGUGCUGGUGGCUGCAGUGCUGCAGGGGCCAGGGGAAGGUGCUGAGCAGACCAAGCUGUUGUGUGAGCUGGUGGAGGAGUGCCUGGAGCCCCACUCUGUGCAGCUGGUGCUGAGCCAAGUCCUGGAGGUGCCUUUGUCAGAGAAGCUCCUGCCAGUGCUGCAGGCUGUGCUGGGGCGGCAGGAGAUGCUGCCCCCUGAGCUCCUGGAUCUGCUGGUCCUGACUCUGUGCCAGCAGGCUCCAGCCUUUGCCACGUCCCUGAACUUCGCCAGGCUGGUGACAGCCGUGCUCACGGUGUACCAGAGCCAGGUGAGCCCAGCUCACAGGAGCAGCCUGGCUGCUGUCCUGGACCGGAGCACUGCGAUGCUGAAGAAAUCCCUGCAGGCUGUGCUGGAAGGGGCCAGGUGACCACCCAAAGGAAUCGUGAGGGGGCAGCUUCCUCGCGCAGAGGAUGCAGCAGCAGCCACAGCCACCCUCACUGGGUCCUCCCUGCUCAGGUGGGACCCUGUGAGUGGGGUCUGCUCCCCACGGAGUGCCCAGGGCCUCCUGGCAGCACCUGGUCUGAGGGGGCUCCUGCUGGGCAGUGCCAUCCCAGCCCCCCUCACUCCUGGGGCUCAGAGGGGUCUUGGUUGAACAAUCCAUGUGUUCCCAUGAGCAACCCAUGUGUUUCCAGGUGUUUCUCUGUGUGUUCUCCUGCCACACUCUACAAGGUGACCUGGCCCCCCUGUGAUGGGGGCAGGACACAGCCCAUGGAGAGCUUCCAGCUCCUGACUUCUUACUGCCCAAAACCCAUCACUGGGCCAGGAGAGACAUUGAUUUGAGGCUGUAUGAAGUUGAUAAUUCUGGAGUUACUCCACUAUCUUGAUUUUACCUCAGCUCAUUCCAAGGUGCAAAAACUGUGCCACGUCCACGUUCCUCCCCAUAGCCAAGCGGUGCAGGCUGGGCUGCUGCUUUGUGUAUCUGAUCUGCUGGGAUUUACAGAUCUCUGGGUGCAGGAGAGCAGCAUUUAACUGAAUUCCAGCUGAAUUUAGCUGGGAAAUUUGAAUGUUCUGCUUUAAACCCACCUUUUUUUCCUGUUUGCCUGGCCUGUGAGGGGCCCUGCUGUGUAUGACUCAUUUCUGGUGAGGAUGACACUGCUCAUGGCCCUAAUAGUGCAUGACUGCUCCAAGUUCUAUCCUGUAUUCUUGAAAGUACCUACUGGAAACCUCAUCCAGGCACCUCCUGGUCUGAGAACUGGGAAGAAAAGGUUGGGACAGAGAACUCAGACAGCUAGAGCUGAGGUUUCAGUGGAGGUUUUGAAGCAUUGCAUAUUUCAGGAGCUAUUUAAAAAUCCAUAAACAUCUCCAAAGGGAGAAGGUGAAUUAGAACGUGCAUGUGUGACUUGUGACUGCUCCAGGUUUGCUCAAUAAUGUUCAGAUCCCAGCCAGAGGAAGGAAACUCUGAAGCAUUAGGUGACACUCUUAAGGCUGAGAGCCAGGUUUUUUUACAUAAGAAUCUCUUAAGCUAUUUUAGGUUGCAGUGGACUGAUGAGGCUUCAAAAUCCGCAUUAGCCGGAGGAUGGAAACCUCCAGGGAGCCGGAUUGUUGAUGUGUUUGCAUUCCACUGAGUUAGUGGCUGAGUAAAGUGAAGCUAUUGUAGGGCUGCCCAAAACACGACAUAAAUAGAAAUUGUGCCAUGAUCAUCAAAGGUCUGAGCCUGCUCUUCUGGCUUUAUUAGGCAGCAGGCUCUGAUCUUUGCAGUUUCCCUGCAGAGCUUCUCCCAAGUGGCCUCGGUGUCACUGUCCCCAGUGCUCUGCCUGGCUGUGGCUGUUGGUCACAUGGAGGUGACCCCUGCCUUGUGGCAAGAGCCUUCCUGGCCCUGGUUUUGCCUUUGCCUAGUGACAAACCAACCAAAAGCUCUGUGUUGCUCUGUAUUACAGGGUGACAACAGGGUGAACUCUCUGCUUGCUGUGACCCCUGGGCUGGCAGGGAUGACACAGUGACCUCAGUCAGCUGACGCUGCCUGUGCCAUCACCUGGCACUGACGUGUUUGAUGAAAAUCCUUUUGCUGGGAUUUUUCUUCUGAGAAGCCUCAGAACAGAAAUGGAACCAAUAACGAUCUGCUGGCUGGAGAUGGUUUAGCAACCGGGGCAUCUUGGAUUGGUCUCCUGUGCAUUGCUUCUACUUGAUGACCAAUCAUGCAGCCCCCAUGUAGGGGCUGUGAGCAGUCCCAGGUUUUUAUUAUUCAUUCCUUUCCAGCUUUCUGAUGUCUCCUUGCUCUUUUAAUAUAGUUCUAAUACAUAAAAUAUUAAAUGAGCCUUCUGAAAGGUGGAGUCAAGAUUCUCAUCUCUUCCCUUGUCCUGGGGAUGGUCAAACAACACCACAAUGACCAGCUUGAGCUGGUCUGGGCACCACCAAAUAAAAUAUAAUAAAAAGUUUUAAAAAUAGAAAAAUUAAAAACUACACUAAAAAUAAUAUAAAAUUAAUAAAAAAGAAGAAAAAAUAGGUAAAAAACAAAAUAAAGGAAAAGACGAAAAGUGC